This is a messenger RNA of Fukomys damarensis (Damara mole-rat), 2212 nucleotides long. It is a transcript of the gene Calhm5, whose product is annotated as calcium homeostasis modulator family member 5. Bases 41 to 970 code for a protein of 309 amino acids. Lineage: Eukaryota; Metazoa; Chordata; Mammalia; Rodentia; Bathyergidae. The transcript is spliced from 2 exons. The record is from RefSeq and is a predicted model, not a curated record. Gene Ontology annotation, molecular function: monoatomic cation channel activity.
GGUAAAGACAAGGCAUUGCCACUCUCUGUGCAUCUCCAACAUGGAUGCUUUUCAGCCUAUUGUAAAAUUCUUUCUUAACCAGAAAACUGCUAUUGGCUACAGCUUCAUGGCUCUGCUGACUUUGGGAAGUGAGCGUCUCUUCUCACUGGUAGCUUUUAAGUGUCCCUGCAGCAGUGAGAAUAUGGCCUAUGGGCUCGUGUUCCUUUUUGCUCCUGCCUGGGUGUUACUGAUCCUAGGAUUCUUUCUGAACAACGAGGCAUGGAAGCUCUUCACAGGCUGCUGCGUAAACCCCAGGAAAAUCUUCCCCAGGGGCCACGGAGGCCGCUUCUUCUAUGUGCUUGGCCAGAUCACUCUGAGCUCACUGGUGGCUCCUGUUAUGUGGCUUUCUGUGACUUUGCUUAAUGGAACUUUUUAUGAAUGUGCCAUGAGUGGGACGAAGAGCUUAAGAAUCCUGGAUCUGAUUUGUAAGGGCAGGCCCAAAGAGUGCUGGCAAGAACUUCACAAAGUCUCUUGUGGCAAAACCAGCAUGCUACCCACAGACAGUGAGGAAGUGAGACUGUCCCUGCAAGCCCAGUCUCAGAUUCUAGGAUGGUUCCUGAUCUGUUCAGCCUCCUUCUUCUCUCUGCUCACCACGUGCUAUGCUCGCUGCCGGUCUAAAGUCAGCUAUCUGCAGCUGAAUUUUUGGAAGACAUACACACAGAAGGAAAAGGAGCAUUUGGAAAAUACGUUUGUGGACUAUGCCAACAAGCUCAGUGAGAGGAACCUGAAAUGCUUCUUUGAAAACAAGAGGCCGGAUGCCUUUCCCAUGCCCACCUUUGCUGCCUGGGAGGCUGCUUCGGAGCUGCAUUCUUUCCAGCCAAGCCGGCAACACUACAGCACCCUCCACAGAGUGGUGGACGAUGGCCUGGAGUUCUGCCCGCAGGAUGCUGAGACCACGAUGAUUCUUGUGGGCACUGCCCAGGACCUAUAGGUCGUCCACCUUCCCGGGCUCACGGUGCUUAGCGGUGUAUCCAUUCUGAGAGCCUCCUGCAGGGUCCACAGCGGCCUCCUCACUCUGUAUUUUCUCGUAGUUAGAAUUUUUUACUGAACUGUGACAAAGGGGAAACUCCUUUGAAGUUCUCAAGUGCAGUAAAUGUCAGGACAAGCUCAAAUUGAGGAGGAUGACGACCUUGCCUGGAUGGAGGGCUGGGCUCAAGAGGUCCACACAUUGCUCCCAGUUCUGAGUCUAUGAUUCAGCACAUAGCUUUGUGCAGGAGGCUCCACCACUUUAUGCAAAUGUGAGUCGUGGUAUCUGGGGUGGAAGCAGUGGCUUCUGAGGGAGUGAGAUGCUCUGAGAGCCGAUGGCUGGCUAUCGUGGCAGCUGAGGCAUGUCAGCAGGAGUCCUUGCUGUGUCAAUCUAGCCCAGUCUAACCUAUGCCUUUCAAGGAGUAUGAAAUUCUCCUUUCCCUCAGGACCAGAAGACCUCAGUUCUGAAAAAUAGCCAAUUACAAGAAUGUGACAUCUGAAAUUCAGAGAUUUCUACAUGUUUUCACUGUAUGCUGAAAGUAUGUCACUGAAGGUGGGCUGUUUCAUGAUGUUGUGGGCCCUGGGAACGUUCAACAGUUUCUACACACAUAUGUGACUGCUUCGAUACAAAUACAAAUAAUAUAUAUUCGAACACUACUCCACCCUGAAGUUCAUUUACUGUCUUCUGAAUUUAAGAUUCAAAGCACUCUCAUGAGGGACCUUUACAUAGCACAGUUCCUGCUAUGCCACUAGCAUGUCUAAAUUGGUUUGGGUUACUAUGACACUGCGUCACACACUAGGUGACUUAUAAACCACCCAGACUCAUGUCUCACAGUCCUAGAGGUUAGAAUUCUGAGAUCAGGGUGCUACAGGUUCACGUUCUAGUGAGGGCCCUCUUCCCUUGUGCAGAUUGCUGAAUUCUUACUGAAUCCUCCCACAGUGGAAAGAACAAACAGCUCCUCUGGACAGCUUUUUAGAAGGACAGCGAUCCCAGGCUGAUCUGAAGACUCUGCCCUCGUGAUAGGAGCACCUCUCAAGGCAGGACCUUCUAAUAGCCUUGGGGUUUAGGGGUCCAACAUAGGAGUGGGGUGGAGGGGCACAGAUAUUAAGACUGUAACAGAGUAAAGUAUUCUGACUCAAGGUCUGGGAACACUGACCAAAGUAUACUAGUAAUUAAGCUAUUUUGUAGUUUUGCAUUUUUCAGAAA